AUGAAUAAUGAAUAUGAAUUCCUUUCUGAGAUCUUAAAACAAUGGCAUAAAAUAACUCAAAAAUAAAUUAAGCAAAGAUAAUCUGUAAUGUCGAUAAUGUAUACAAAAGAUCAAAAUUUAUUGAAGAAUGCAUUCUAAGGAUGGAUCAAGCGUUGGUAUGGCUAGAAGAACUAUAAAUACAAAAGAGACCUAUUCUACAAGAAACUGUUGAUCUUCAACUAUAAAUUCCUUAUCAGAAAAUACUUUAAUGGAUUUAUUUAAAAUAGCAAAAGAUUAGUCACCUUGCAUUAUAAAAAGGAAAUGGCAAAUAACUUUAGAUCUCAACAAAUUUAAAAACUUAAACGCAAAAUUCUAAGAGCUUUUAUAGCAAAUAUAACUACUAGCUAGAAUAUCAAGCAAAUUCAAUAAAGAAGUCUUCGUUUGUAUUUCAAACUUUGGAACUCAGAAACUAGAAAACUUCAACUGAAAAACAAACUCACCAAAGACAAUGGAAAUCUUAAUAAUGUGGAAUAGUGGGUUUAAUAGAAAAGAUCAAAUCGAAUCCAACCUAAGAUUUAUUAAGAAAACCCUGAUUAAUAACCCUCUCUGCCUUAAUAAUAAACAAAAAGUUAAACAAAUGAAUAAAAAGUCUAAAAAUAGGUCACACCAAAGAAAGAAAAAAUAAAUGAAGAUUAGAAGGCUUAUGCUCCAGAUUAAAUAAAUUAAAUUCAAUCCAUCAAUGAUUUAAAUCAGUAUUUACAAUUAAAAAUGAUGGAGUAUGAAUAUUAUACUGGCCUACCUAAUAAGAAUGUGAAUGUUAUCAAAUAAAUCAAAUUGGAAAUAAAGUUGACAUUAGAGAAAAUACAAGAAUUUAGAGGAUAAUAAUGA
Molecule: messenger RNA, 867 nt
Organism: Paramecium tetraurelia
Lineage: Eukaryota; Ciliophora; Oligohymenophorea; Peniculida; Parameciidae
Exons: 2
Source: RefSeq, a predicted model, not a curated record